Messenger RNA from Salmo salar (Atlantic salmon), 5709 nucleotides. The record is from RefSeq and is a predicted model, not a curated record. NCBI's taxonomy places the organism in Eukaryota, Metazoa, Chordata, Actinopteri, Salmoniformes, Salmonidae.
CUCCUCCUCAACAUUUUACCGGAGAAUAGGAGUGGGUCUGGGUGCAUAGUCUGAAUAGCAACGUACUACGUCUGGGAAUAUUCGUGCACGGUAGAGAACGUUCCUCAGAGUUUUGAAUACAAUUUGUUUUGAGGGUUUACCAAGACGUAUUCAUUUUAUGUAAAUUCUUUAUUAAAUGCGGGGUUUUCUGAGGUGGUGGAGCCGCACUGCACAAAUCCAACGAGUUUCAAUUCAACAGUAGCCUAACGACCGACUGCUAUUCAUGGAUGGUCUUCUAUGGGCCACACCUCAAGGCUUUGUUUACUGUGGUCAUAACUCCAUCCAAGGCUCCUGUGUGCCUUGUCAUCUGUACAGCCUAUUACUGUGACACGAGCCUAGCCCGCCGGACUGAUAGCAAGAGGCAAGGACGAGCUAGUGAAUAACCCCAGCCUGAGUAACCAAGGUGUCAAGCAGGUCUCCUCCCAGUGUGUGAUGCAUCAUGGCUCCGGUGCUCAGUGCCUUGUUAGGACUGGGGGUUGCGGGGUCAGGGGUCGCCACGGCAACAUCGUUAGGCAACGAGCCGCUGGUCCUAGUGGUCACCCUGAUGGCCGUCUCUGCCAUCGUGCUGCUCUCACUGCUACUGCAGCUGUGUGCCAGCUGCCAGGGGCAAAAUAAAUCCAAUGGCCGCCCAGGAGACCAUGAGAACCUCAUGAAUGGAGUGUCUGAGAGAGAGACGUUUACCGGAAGUCAAUCUGUGGACAGCCCAGGGACUGACCUAGUGGUGAGCAGCUCACACAACGGCCCACUAACCAGUGGUACAGUGUUGACCGACACCCAGGACAGCAGUCCCCAGCCCUCUGAGGAGAUGCUGUCCAGCCAGUCAGAGCUGCGGAGCUCCAAGUGUCCCCAGGACCGCGAGCUGCCCAGCAUCCCACCCAACAGCGCCCUGGAGGGGAUGGGAUCCUCCAGCGAACCCCCUCUACCCGUCUCUGGAGACGGCACCUACGCGGUGAUGAAGGAGAGAGGCGGCACCUUGACGGCGUCCCGUGACGUGAGCGUUGAAGACUCCCUCUACGAGACGGUCAAAGAGCUGAAGGACCAUCCAGGGAGCCUGGCUGUAGGUCUACCCAACGGACACGGUACUACGUCCCCCUUCAGCCCCGAUGAUGACCCUCACCACCUACCCCCUUCCCACCACCGUCCAGCCCUCCACAAUGGCCACCUCAGCCCCUGCAGCACCCCGGAGCGGGGGCCCCUGUGCGCGGGAGUGGAGUACGCCUCGGUGGAUCUGAACAAGAAGAGCCGUUACAGUGCAGACCUGGAGGCCAGGCGCUCAGCCACCAUCGCUGCUGCUGUGAGCCCCACAGAGGAGCCCGAGGAGGAGGACAGACCCCCGCCUAUACCUGACAAGGUGCUGGAUGAGAACGACAACCAGCCUACUAUGAUGGACGCAGGAGGGGUGGUGGUAAUGGGGGCAGCACUUCACAACGGAGAGUUGCUCUCUCCCUCACCGGGGCUUCACAACCAUGUGCUGUCAGAGAACGAGCUGUCAGACAUGUACUCCACAGUGAGGAAGACACACCUAGACGUGGAGGAGAAGGAGAGUGACUACAGCAGCAUCGCUGAGAUCAAAGGUCUGGUCCCUGAGUCGUCCUCCAGUGAUCUCUACGCUACUGUCAGGGACAUCUACCCCCAGCUCGGAGAGGGGGAGUCAGACCCCCAGGGACCCCCUGGGGACCUCCAGGAGUCUCCUGCAGAGAGCAUCGACCCGGGCUACGAGAACAUCUGCCUCAUUAAGACUGGUAGUGGAGAGGACUUGGGGCUGAGGAACCAGGUUCAGGAGCCAGACUAUGAGAGUGUAGGUGAGCUGGGCCUGGGGUUGAACAGGGAGAGUUCCCGUCUCUAACUGGGGAGUAAAGCUACAGUGUGAGGCCUAAACCUGAGCCUCUGGGGCCUCACCCUCAACCCCAGCAGUUAGCCUAACUAAUAGCCUCACCCUCAACCCCAGCAGUUAGCCUAACUAAUAGCCUCACCCUCAACCCCAGCAGUUAGCCUAACUAAUAGCCUCACCCUCAACCCCAGCAGUUAGCCUAACUAAUAGCCUCACCCUCAACCCCAGCAGUUAGCCUAACUAAUAGCCUCACCCUCAACCCCAGCAGUUAGCCUAACUAAUAGCCUCACCCUCAACCCCAGCAGUUAGCCUAACUCCUAGCCUCACCCUCAACCCCAGCAGUUAGCCUAACUAAUAGCCUCACCCUCAACCCCAGCAGUUAGCCUAACUAAUAGCCUCACCCUCAACCCCAGCAGUUAGCCUUACUAAUAGCCUCACCCUCAACCCCAGAAAUGAGCCUAACUCCUAGCUUCACCCUCAACCCCAGAAGUUAGCCUAACUAAUAGCCUCACCCUCAACCCCAGCAAUUAGCAUAACUCCUAGCUUCACCCUCAACCCCAGCAGUUAGCCUAACUAAUAGCCUCACCCUCAACCCCAGCAAUUAGCCUAACUCUUAGCCUCACCCUCAACCCCAGUCAUUAGCCUAACUCCUAGCUUCACCCUCAACUUCAGCCAUUAGCCUAACUCCUAACUCCUAACCUCACCCUCAACCCCAGCCAUUAGCCUAACUCCUAGCCUCACCCUCAACUCAGCCAUUAGCCUAACUCCUGGCCUCACACUCAAUGCUAACCAUUAGCCUAACUCCUAGCUUCACCCUCAACCCCAGUCAUUAGCCUAACUCCUAGCCUCACCCUCAACCCCAGCCAUUAGCCUCACUACUAGCCUCAACUUUACCUAGCAGCCCUGAUGACAGGAACACCACCUCAGGGCUCUGAACUUCAACCUUCAACCCUACUGCCCAUCAUCACCAAUUCAGGGUUUCCGCCCACUACCCCCUCAGUGCAGUUUGGGUGUGCCCACAACCCAGCGAUAUCUGAUUGAAUUAGCUAUAAUCUUAAUUCUCUAUCAAUCAUGGUGCCCUUAAAUUACAAUGUACGUACUCGGGGUGCUAUCAUAUCAGUAUCUGAACUAUGAAAUCACCAUCCGUUUUCAAGUUAUUGGCGUCCGUCCACUUUGUGAUGUCACUUCUCACUCUUUAUCAUGGUGCACAUCACAUCACUGAAGAUUGAAGGUUAGCUACAUUAUCAACGAUUGCUAUCAAUGUGGGAAGGAAGGACAAUAUUUCUACAUUAUCCAUCACCAUCAUAAUUACUUCCUCAGAUUAUAAAAUAGUACAUUUCUAAACAUUUCUAACCAGUCAUUACGAAUUCAGUUCAUUUUAUAAGCCUGGUGACAAGCUGACUGGCCAGUGACACUUUGUCAGUGCCUUGUGAUUGAAAACCAAUGAGUCUGUGCCAUAAUGUCGUUCUAUAAGGCACUUAUAAAGGUAUGAGUAGAAUGUUUCCCCGCAAUGUAAUGUCAUUUUUUAUAUCAUCUGUUCUCCCUUCCUAGUGCAACAUUUCAUUCAGAACUUCAUGAUAAAUCAGAGAUAUGAUAGAUAUGUGUACUUACAUACUGUUGUGAAAAAAGUAGCCUCAAGUCAGGCAGUUUAGACGGCCGGACUCUCAACGGAACGGCUUGUUUUAGUUUCUAAAACAUUUUUUAUUUGAUUUACAUGUCAACCUUUUUUUUUUUUUUUAUCAAAAUCCUAUUUAUUUGAAGAUGGUGGAUCAUUGUGUGAUUAAGGGAUAUCAGGAAGUGUGCUUGUUUGUGAGGGAAACUUGAAAAGGUUUUGUUAUGUACAUAGGAUAAACAGAUGAAUAAGUGGGUUACCAUGGUAAUAAAGUAGUAAAGGUACUCAUGAAUAAUCCAGACUUUUUAAAAAGGACUCAUUCAUUCAAACAAAAGACGAACAAUGGUGAGACCAUAUCUAUCAAUGUUGUUGUGAUUUCUUGUGUGAAUUGUUCAACUCAGUUGUUUUCUCUAUAUUUCUUCACAUGAUUUAAAAUGUAUUGAAAAUACUUAUAUUCGCUCAAUGUGACAAUAUGCAACAGCAAAAUGGUGUGUUAAUGCAGCUGUAUUGAUCAAGGUGUAUAAUGUGUGUGUUGUAUGGCGUGUUUAUGCUUACCCUAAUGUAGGUACGCAUACUAUUGAUACGGUGGAAAAGGAUUUUAAAGCACAAAGUGUCAAACAACAUUAUGCUACUGCUUCUGUACAGAGCGUAUAGCAACAACAACAUCAUGCAUACAUAUAACCCAUCAUGUGCACAAUUAGAAUAUCAAAUGCUUCUAACUUAACUAUUUGAACAAGCACUAUUAAGGUAGCAUGUGCUGACGACAUGCUAACCGAGGGUUGUAUAAAGUUAGAGUACUAUUUCAUUAAGUCAGCUAAUGUAUGAAUUUGCAAAUGGUAAAGUAUAUUUUGUAGUAUGUAUGCAUGUGAUUUGGACUGCUUAGUAGUGGCUAUAAAAGCACAUACAGUAAAACCAUGAUGCCAUUUUAAGGGAAUACAUUUCGGCUAGCUGUAAGUAUGCCCCUUACUCAGAGAGUGACCUAACUAUUGUUGAAAAUAGACAGUGGAUGAUUGAAUGGUGGCGUAUGACAGUUUGGGGGUGCUGUAGUCUGUUUUAAUAGGACACCAUCUCAUUGGUUAUUUUGUUCUGUUGUUUUAUUCAAGUAUGGUACAUUGUGUUGGUACAGGCAUUUUAAAACAUAAAAGUCAAAGUUGGUACUUUUUUAUUUUUUUAAAGAAAAGUGAAUGAAUAUUGUUGUUUGGUGUUUAUUUUCAAACUGAGUAAGUUUUGACUAAAUAACUAGCUAUUGCAAUGAUGAUAUCUGCAUUUGACAGUUAAACAAUAAUAUUAUCUUACUUUUCCUCCCAUUUCUCUGUUAUCUCAAUAUUGCACAUUAUUGGUGUAUGCAGAGUGAGUGAGUGGAUUUCAUUACACAUGCAUGAGCUUGAAUAAGCUUGUUGACGACAAACCAAGCGCCCAGGUUGACUGAUGUUAUAUUCACAGAUUAAAUCCAAUAAGGAGAGAAAGGACACUUCCCACUAAAUUAGCAACAAUUGAUAAACAUGCAUUAAAGAUGCUAUACCUUUCAGAUGUCCUUUAAAGCAAGAGCCCUACAUAUGAGGUUUUACACACAUUUUAUAGAGUGUAAUUGUAAUUUCAUUCAUGUUAAAUCGCAAAAACAUGACCUUUUAAUGACCAUUGUUCUCCCCAACAGAUUCCAGAUUAGUUCAUGUAGCAGGAAAUGUUUUCAUUUAAACCUAAUGGUGUCUAUGGAAAUGCCAUAAAAGGCUUUUAACAAACGGUCUGUCAAAGAGGAACAUUAUUGCCAAAUCUCACAACCAAAGGUACUACACACAGACGAGUGCACGCACACACACUCAUACAGGAGGGAGUGGGUUGUGUGGGGGGGGAGGCAUGGAGAGAAGGUCCAUCAUAGCACCCUCUCUUUCAGCCCACUGUAAUAAUGAGAAUGAAUAAACAUUCUCAACAAGCAGCAGAGAAUUCCUUACUAUUGUCUUUCAUUAUGGACGCUGUGUCCCAAAUGGCACCCUAUUGUCGCCAUAGGUCACUACUUUUGAACAGGGCCCAUAGGACACUGGUCAAAAGUAUUGCACUAAUAAAUACUGUAGGUAUAGGGAAAAGGGUGCCAUUUGGGAUGCAGCCAGAGCAAUGCUUUCUUUGACAGUUAUGUGCACAUCUGUCAUGAGAUUCUAUCUGGUUUCCUGUGUAUGCAUGAAAAUAUUUUAUGACCAUAAUUCGAAAAUAUUAAAAGAUGUAUAACAAGUAA